Dissoconium aciculare CBS 342.82 is the source of this 1490-nucleotide messenger RNA. RefSeq lists its product as uncharacterized. Gene Ontology annotation, cellular component: RNA polymerase III complex. Bases 279 to 1049 code for a protein of 256 amino acids. Lineage: Eukaryota; Fungi; Ascomycota; Dothideomycetes; Mycosphaerellales; Dissoconiaceae. The transcript is spliced from 3 exons. The record is from RefSeq and is a predicted model, not a curated record. Gene Ontology annotation, biological process: transcription by RNA polymerase III.
CAUAUUUCGGCAUUGGAUUCUUUUAUUUUCUAGAAGUCGAUUCUCCAUUCACAAAUCACGUUGUCUACCACAGAAGUGUCGCCAUUCUGGGCUUCAGACGAAGACCCACAAGAAAAUCCCAAACAACAAUCCCAGGAUCCACGAACACAACACCUUGAAAAAGAUUUCCUCCGAAGAGUCCAAAAUACAACGCCGCGAAGGCCUCCAACUGUUUCCCUCUCUUUACCUACGAACUUCGCGCACACCGAAAGUCUAUAAGAGGAAAUCAUCCCUUCAAGAUGUCACGAGGCGGUCGCGGAGGCCGCUUCGGCGGUGGCGGGGGCGCCGGCUCCAUGGGCGGGCAAAUGUUGCCCUUCGAAGUCGACAUGGCCCUGGAAUCCGAAAUCAACGCCUAUCGGGAGAAGGAAGGGCAGGAUGAGGCCGAUGAGUGGACGAAGCAGUUGUUUCCGAACAUGAAAAUCUACCCCCAACCGUCCGCAACCGCCUCCGAACGCCGGCUGAUCCAAAAACGCCGCGAGCACCGCACCGCCAUGCGCAACGGGCCCUUCUUCAUCGAUGCGCCGAAGAGCGGAAAACGCGACCUCUCCAGCUUUAACGCGUUCGAGGACCAAGCAUCCUUUAUCAACAAACGAGCAAAACGAACCCGCGGAUUACCGAAUUUGAAGAAAUUGCCAAUAGUCCCAGGUUUCUUCCCCCCCGAACUGCACGACGUGAUAACCACCACCACAUCCACCGGCGACCCGCUGGACCCGCAGCAGCCACCGAAACGCAACCUCGACUGGUUGAAGAAGAAGCGCAUCGACAAACUGGCGCAGUUCGACGAGAACGGAGCCCAGAACGAUGACGACAACGAUGACAACGACGAUGUGCCCAAGGACGACGAGAACAACGGCGAGGACGACGUCGAGGAACCGCAGGAUGACGAUUUCUCCGAGGACGACGAUGAUCUAGGGAAUGAUUACAACGCGGAGAAGUACUUCGACGAUGGGGAGGAUGGAGAUGGAGAUGAUGGAGGUGGGGAUGAAGGGGGCGGGGAGGAUGCGUGGUAGAGGAAGUGGGUUUCUGUUCUCCUUUCGAGCGGGUUUGGGACUUUCUUUUUGGAAGAAGUGUUUUAUUUCAUUUUCAUAUCUUUUCGGAUUCCUCGGGGGAAGGGCGAGGACAAGGGAACAAUGAUUGCUUUGCUCAACAAGGGCACAGCGAUUAAUCUCGUCAUGUGUAUUCAUUUCCUCAAUCGUAUGAAGAAAAUAAACCGCAAUGCCAACAACCAUGGACAUCUCCUCAUGACCUUCGUAACUGUUCAUCCCCAUCUGCCUAGCACAUGGACCACGCCCAGCCAAUCGCCCAACCCAACAACGAAAAUUUCACGCCCUUUCUAAUAUGUCCGUGCCAAAUUCCUCAAAUACCAGUCGACCAAUCUCCGGCCGACCUUGGCCUCGGAAACGUGAAUCAAGUCGCCCUCCAUCGCAUAGUCCAAAUCACUCGAAUUGACG